AUGGGUAUUGAUGGCUGGAGUACAGCAGCCAUCUUGGACCAGAAGAUGGUCCUUUUUGGGGAACAGAAGGCUCGGGAGAUAAAGCCAGACGGAACCACCAAGCGCUCCCAGCGCUUCUCUCGCCUGGCUGCUGCGCCCCAGCGAACGCACUCCCCGCCCCGCGGCGUUGGCGCGGAGAUCGGGGUCCGCACACUGUCCCCUCCACAGGCCAUGGGGCGUCUGGCGCUCAUUCUGCUCCUGCCACAGGUGCUGGCCACGCUGGGCGGCCUCGGGGGCUCCCGGGUCGAUGAAGCAAAGUGUAACAGGACCAGGCAAGCUAUGUGUGGUGAGAAAUGCAUCCCUGUGACCUGGCUCUGCAAUGGAGAGCAAGAGUGUCCCGAUGGGACUGAUGAGCAGUGUGAGGUACUGACAGCCUGUCCUGGCCAAAAAAUCCAGUGUCCGGGAAGUUCUCUGUGCCGUGAUGCUCGGGAGCUCUGUGAUGCCCCUGAGGACUGUGAAGAGGGUUCUUAUGAAGGCCGCUGUCCCCAGAGCCACUGCCUACCUGGGCAAUGGCAGUGCAAGAACAGGGUGUGUGUGGCAGACGGCUGGAAGUGUGAUGGCACCAACAACUGCGGGGACUCCUCCGAUGAGGACGUCUGUGAUGUAGAUGAGUGCUCUAUGGCAUACAGUCCUUGUGGUCAACUAUGUCAUAACACACCAGGCUCAUACUCCUGCGAGUGUGUUCAAGGUUACCAGCUCUACAAUGGCACUGACUGUCAAGUUACAGAUGAUGCUGUUAAAAUUCUUACAGCAGCAGAUGGAGAACUUGGUGUCCUGAAUCACAGAACAGGCAUCUAUGAGACUCUGUUACCUAUAAAAUCAAAGCCUACAUCUAUUGCAUAUGAUCUUGAGAGAAGCAUGUACUUCUGGGUGGAUGAAGUUUUAAAUAUGUUUGUUCUUGGGAAGCUGAAAUCUGUUCCCCUCUAUCCAGAGCUUAGAGCAGUGAACAGUAUCUCCUUGGACUGGUUCACAGGACAGCUGUACUGGGCUAGCAGCUUUGCAAGGGUCAUCUGUGCUGGCUUAAGUGAUGGCAGAGGUUAUGUCAAAAUCUUGGAAAAGGAUCUUGUUCCACAACAGCUAAUAGUGUUUCCUGCAAGGAAGUACUUGUACUGGGUGAAUCAAGGUGAGAGGGACAUGAGGACUAUUGAAACUGCAGGGAUGGAUGGCUCUGAUAGGAAGGUGCUUGCAGUUGUAACCAUGGAGGAGCCGAUAGGAUUAAGUCUUGACCAUGUGACUGACAGGCUCUACUGGAUCAGCAAAUAUAAAAAGUCCAUAGAGACAGUAAAGGUGGACGGCAGGGGGAGGCAUACCUUCCCUGAGGUCUUCUUGGAGGAUGAACAUCCACUGGGACUAGUCGUAUUUGAGAACUCUUUCUUCUGGGCAAAUAAAAUACAGCUGUUCCAUACUUCACCCCGCACCCCACAAGAGAGAGUGGUGCUGCUUAAUGCCUCCAUAUCUGCUUUCUUGGUCCUCCACAAAUCCCAGCAGCCAAAGAGCAGAUACCCAGUGUGUGUUCCAGGGGCUUGUAGCCACUUGUGUCUUCUGUCUCCUGUCCGUCCCAAGGGCUACAAGUGUGUGUGUCCAGAAGGAAUGUUUCUUCUGCCUUCUGGUACAUGUAGUGAGUUAAAACUUGUGUUUUCUUCUGGCAAACAUCUCUACUUGUUGAAAGUUGGAUUUAUGGGAACUGCUAUAGAGAGAACUCUACUUCAGGAGCAUCCUUGGAAUAUCUAUUUAUUGGAUAUUGACUGGAAAAGAAACACCAUCUACUGGACAAAUGCCCAAGGAUAUCUGUUCUACUCUACUAGUUAUUCGGGAGAAAAGCAAAAAAUUUGGACAGAGCAUUCAGUCUGCUCAGCAAAUGUGGACAUAGCAACUGGGAACUUGUACUGGCUGCCCUGUGACAGAAGCACAAUUCAAAAGACAAGAAUUACUGGCCCAGACACACACGUCCUCUACAGAACGAGCAGCAUCAUACUGUACCUUCUUCUGGAUUGGCCACAGAGGGUGCUCUACUGGGUAGAAAGUGGGAAACACUUGCAAAGUAUGACUCUGGAUGGCAGAAAGAGACAGGAAGUCUGGAGAGGCUCCUGGUCAGCGGACACCCACAUGGCCUUGGACCUCUGCUCCUCUAGCAUCCUCUGGACCACCAAAGGGUCAGACUUGCAAAGCCUGAGUCUCCUAAGAAACAGGACAUACACUUUGAACAAGACCUGGAGUGAUGGGCUGAUAGUGGCCCACGAGCCCUACCUCGUGACUGUAAACAGAUCAGCUCUGGUGCUGUGGGACAGGAGGAUGCAGGCACCCUUCUUGGUGUUGAAAGAGCCAUCUAUAAGGAAGGUGAUCAUCCUGGCAGAGAACUUGCAGGUUCCAGAUCCUGAGAUUGAAGGAGAAGCCACCCACUACCCUCCCACCGUCCCUCCUCCACCCCCUCUGCUUUGCUCUCGCUCCUCUAUCUCCUGUCGGAAUGGGAAGGAAUGUGUUUCUCGGGAGAAGCUCUGUGAUGGGAAGCAGGACUGUCUGGAUGGCUCAGAUGAAAAGAACUGUUCCCAGUUCUGCAACAGACCAGGGGUUUUCCAGUGUCUGGAUGGAAACAAGUGCAUUGAGGAGAAAUACCACUGUGAUGGGGCUCAGCAGUGCUUGGAUGGGUCUGAUGAGCAGGACUGCUGGAAGCCCAUGGAAGAUUGUUCUCUGCGCUGUGACAACAAGACCCGCUGCAUCCCUAAGAGCUGGCUCUGUGAUGGCAACCUGGACUGCUCUGACAAAAGAGAUGAACAAGGAUGCACUCAUGAAAAAUGCAGCACAUCUGAAUUUAGAUGUGAGAAUGGCCAGUGCAUCUCUUAUUCUCUGCGCUGUGAUGGGAACCGAGACUGCCUGGACCACUCGGAUGAAGAAGGCUGUCUGCUUGCUGGGCCCCCACGGUGUCCAGCAGGGGAGGUGAAGUGCCCACGGAGUGGAGAAUGUGUGUUGGCAGAGUGGAUCUGUGACCAUGACUUAGACUGCAAAGAUGGAGCCGAUGAGAAGGACUGUGACCCCAAGGAGCUCCAGUGUGGCUCGAGGCAGUGGUCCUGUGACAGCAGAGACCAGUGUGUUCCUGACUCCUGGCACUGUGAUGGCCAGAGGGACUGCAGGGAUGGCAGUGAUGAGGCUGGCUGCCCCCCCUCGGAGUGCCGGCGUUCCGAGUUCCAGUGCCUCAACUCUGCCUGCCUCAACCGCAGCCUGGUAUGCGACGGGACGGAGGACUGUGCCGACGGCUCCGAUGAAGGUGGCGAGUGCUCGUUGUCAUGCAGCCCACGACAUUGUCCCCACACCUGCUACCGGUCCCCACUUGGGCCUGUAUGUGCCUGUGAGCCAGGCUUUGAGCUGGAAAGCAGUGGCGUGGACUGCAAGGACGUGGACGAGUGCCGGAAGGCGGGUGGUCAGCUGUGCAGUCAGACAUGUAUUAACACCAAGGGCUCCUACACCUGUACCUGUCAUCCCGGCUACUUUCUGGAGCCUGAUGGCCACACUUGUAAAGCAACAGGUACUGAACCAAUCCUGCUUGUGGCAAUUCAGUUUAACCUGCUCCUUUAUGGAUUGAGGAGCUUGAAAGAAGAUGUUCUGGCAACCACAGACAAGAACCUAAUUAUUUUCUCUAUUGACUAUGACUUAGUGGAUCAGAAAAUCUUUUGGACAGAUGUUGGUGCAGAAACUAUUAAGUGGAUAAGUAUGAACACAAAGAAGAAAGGAACAGUGGUAAAAGGGAUAAAAUCAGACUGCCUAGUCGUUGACUGGAUUGGGAGGAAUCUCUACUGGAUUGAUGGGACAGCCGGGCAGAUUUUGGCCAUUGCAUCAACUACUGUUUGGAGAGGAAAAUCUGAGUAUACAGUUGUUCUGGAUAAUGACUUGAACCAACCACGGUCUUUGGCUUUAGAUCCUCUAAAUGGGUUAAUGUACUGGUCUGAAAUUGGAGGUGAACCACAAAUAGAACAAGCUGGAAUGGAUGGUAGCAACAGAAAAAUACUCAUCAAUCAAGGUCUUGGUUGGCCAACUAGCAUAGCUCUUGAUCAGUUGAGUUGGAAGAUAUUCUGGUCUGAUGACAAAUUUCACUCUAUUGGCUCUGCCAAUCUAGAUGGUACUGGUAUUAGAAUGUUGCAGCUAACACAAAUCAAGAGCCCCUUUUCGGUUGCUGUGUUUGAAGAUGAAGUUUUCUGGUCUGAAGUGAAAACAAGGACAGUACAGCACAUGAAGAAGUCAACAGGCAAGAACAGAGCCGUCCUCAUCAAGCGUUUUGAACAGCCUUAUGGAGUCAAGAUAAUGCAUGAAGUGCUGCAACCCAGGUCUUUUAACCCUUGUCUGGACACUAAGUGCUCUCACUUGUGUCUUCUGAGCCCAAAAUCAAAGGGAAGCUGUCAUUGCCCAGUUGGACUCCUGCUUGCAGAUGAUGGCAUCAGCUGUGCUCCACCCAAGGAGUCUGCAUUUAUGUUCCUUGUAUUGUCCACAGUUGUCAUGCAGGUCUAUCUGAAAAACCUAGAAGCUGUACUCGGGCAAGAAAUGUUGCCAGAACAUAGGAUACUUCCCUUUACCAAUGUGAACCAGCUUGCAUCAGUGGACUACCUUGUCCAGGAAAAGACUCUCUACCUUUCAGAGUUGGAUAAAGGUGAUAUCAGGCUACUGAGGCUCAAAGAAUCUGGAAAGCUCUCUUGGAGGAAAAUCCUGUCUGUGGAGGGGGCAGUGGUCCAUCUUGCUGUGGACUGGUUGAGUGGAAACAUAUACUGGAUUGAUAGUGAAAACCCUCACAUCAAUGUAGCUACCUCCAAAGGCCAGUAUCCCAUUGCCUUGCUCAGUGAAAAUCUUUACCACCCAGUUGCUGUUGUGCUACACCCACCUACUGCAGUCAUGUGCUUUGUGGACCUGGGUCCCCAGGGUGGUGGCAGGCUUGGCUCCAGCAUUGAAUGUGCCUCCAUGGAUGGCAACAGGAGAAAGGUGCUGUGGCAGAAAUCCCAGUUCCCUGUGGGUCUGGCCUUUUCGGAUUCAGGGACCCGAAUAUACUGGGCUGAUACUGGGAGGGGACUCAUAGAAAGCAUCCAGCAAGAUGGCUCUAGAUACAGAGUAGACUGCAGAGGAAUUCAAGGCCUUAACCUCUUUACAUAUGGCCAAGGCAUGAUGUUCUGGACAACAAUUGAUGAUGCCCAACUCACUAAAGUGUGGUACAGCAAGGCAGAACUUUCAGAAAAGUGGUGGUUCCAAGUAGACCAGAAGAUUGUGGAUUUAAAAGUUUAUAGUAAACUAAAUCAACAGGGUCCCUAUUCAGACGAAACCCGUUCAACAACUAUAGAUCCAGCAGCUAGAAAAAAGUUGGCUCUGAAAGCUGUGCAGCCCCUCCAGGAUACAGAGCCCACCAAGCCUCAUCCAGGAGGGAUGAAUUACCCUUUCAGCAAAACAUUCACCUCUCCGAGUCCUGCCAAAGAAAGCAAGGCCCCAGAAACUGAGGAGAGAGGGGAGUUUGCUCAGCCUGAGAACUCACAGAGGACAAAAUAUCUGCCCUGUAGCAGCAAUUUCUGUAACAGGAGGGGCGUCUGUAGAAUGGAGGGAGAGCUCAGGAAAUGCAGCUGCAUGAUGGAAUAUGGUGGAGAGUUCUGUGAGGAGGCAGUGCAUAGACCUGCCUCUGGAUACCUCACCCUUGGCUUAACCAUGGCCUUGUCAGUCAUUCUGGUAGCUCUGUCAUCAUUUGUCUAUCUCAGAAGAAAACAUGAAUUAAAAAGAAGCAGCAUGGCCUCGUCAAGAAAUCAGACCCACUACAAAGCAAAUGACCAAGAAGAAGAAAAUCUAAUGAACAGUGAGACUUUUGUCAAUGAAGCCUAUGAUGAACAGGAAUUGUUGACCUCUCUCCAAACUGACUAACCUGAUAUAAAAGAAGCUGG
This is a messenger RNA of Talpa occidentalis (Iberian mole), 5939 nucleotides long. Its product is annotated as prolow-density lipoprotein receptor-related protein 1-like. Bases 1 to 5919 code for a protein of 1972 amino acids. The transcript has 30 exons. NCBI's taxonomy places the organism in Eukaryota, Metazoa, Chordata, Mammalia, Eulipotyphla, Talpidae. Gene Ontology annotation, molecular function: calcium ion binding; protein binding. The record is from RefSeq and is a predicted model, not a curated record.